UUCUGCCGUAUAUCUUCGCUAUAUUCUCAAACCCAUCAAUUUUGACACCUUUUCUCCUUUAUAAACAAAUCCCCCUCCCUUUUUUUUUUUUUUGUUUUUUAAAUCGCAUCGCAUGAACUUAAACUACUUUAUUAUGUAAAAAUAAAAUGAAAAAAACGGCUAGUAGUUUUUGCAUGUGUUUCGUUCCAGUUGUUUCGGAUAACGGUUUGAUGAUUGGUAAAGGAUCGAAGAAGUCAUCAUCGUUUUCGUUGUCAGAAGUUAAAACGCUUCAUUUUCCGGCGGCGAACGUGGUGGAUUCCGGCGAAAAAGACAAAGAUGGUGUGGGUUCUUUUGGUCGGAAAAAUAAAUCCGGUCGUCAGAGUCUAUCUCGUUAUGUCAAAGCCGUCUUCUUUGGAACUUCCCUGAUGAAGAAAAUGCGGAGUAAAAAAUACAAAUUUAAAUCCAAAUUCAAAUCUGAAUGGUUGAAUUCAAUGCACAACAAUAAUGUGACAAUUGAGGACGUUGAUCACUCGACAAGAAGCAUGUCUUCCAAGUUUUCAUCUUGUUUAUCAAAAUCAAGUUUGAGUACCAAUUCAUCAUCAACAACAUUAUCAUCAUCUUCAUCAUCAUCAUCAUUAAGGACAUCGUCAGGCCGUUUAUCUUCAGCAUCACUGCCCUAUGAUUCGAAGCCAUUGAUGUCCAAAACUGUGGGAAACAAUGGUGUGGAAGGAAAGCUUGGAAAGGGCAAUGGAAAGGGGCGCCAUGGUUUCAAUGUUGGUGUAUGUUGUUUGCUUCUCGUUAGCCUAUUGGUUUUGGUCAUAUGGGGUAAAGUUUGUGCCAUUUUCUGCACCUCCGCCGUGCUCGUCUUUGCGAACCGGUUGGUCACUUCUAUUAAACAAGGUCCAUCGGAUAACAUUGCGGUUGAUCAUCGUAUACCCGAGAUUGGUUCGGAACAGUACAAGAAGAAGAUUAUCAUGGAAGGGUUGCUAGAAAGGAACCAUAUUCGAAAUUUAUAUUGAUAUGUAUUUACUUUUGCAAUUUUGUCCAUGUUAUUUCAAUUUGUAAUAUCAGGUUUUAGAGUCUCAUAGGAAAUGCCAAUUGUACAAAUAUGUGCAUAGUGCUAUAAAAUGGGAACAGCUUGAUACGUAAUUGAUAGCAUGCAUUAUUUAACU
Gossypium arboreum is the source of this 1151-nucleotide messenger RNA. RefSeq lists its product as uncharacterized. NCBI's taxonomy places the organism in Eukaryota, Viridiplantae, Streptophyta, Magnoliopsida, Malvales, Malvaceae. The transcript is spliced from 2 exons. The coding region runs from base 147 to 998 and encodes 283 amino acids. The record is from RefSeq and is a predicted model, not a curated record.